Messenger RNA from Centropristis striata (black sea bass), 2529 nucleotides. Its product is annotated as protein sidekick-1-like. Gene Ontology annotation, biological process: axon guidance; cell-cell adhesion. Lineage: Eukaryota; Metazoa; Chordata; Actinopteri; Perciformes; Serranidae. The transcript has 18 exons. Gene Ontology annotation, cellular component: plasma membrane; axon. The coding region runs from base 184 to 2520 and encodes 778 amino acids. The record is from RefSeq and is a predicted model, not a curated record. Gene Ontology annotation, molecular function: protein binding.
GGUGGACUGGGACAGCAGGUGGUGUUGGAAGGAAACAGGCUGGUGCUGACCUGCCUGGCCGGAGGCAGCUGGCCUCUGCAGUACCGCUGGACUCUCAACAACAGCAAUGUCACCGACUGGACACCGCAGUACAGGUUGCCUGUCCAGUCUCUGAAGAGGACUGAUGCUGGUCUGUAUCAGUGUAUGGUGAGGAACAGGAUGGGAGCAGUCAUACACAGGAGAACGGAGGUGCAGGUGGCCUUUAUGGGGAACUUCUCCGCUGAGGAGCAGAGAAAGACGGUGACUCAGGGCCGAGCAGCCGUCAUCAGCCAGCCUCCCCUCGCCUCUUUCCCCCGACCCCUCGUCACGUGGUACAAAGACGGACACAAGAUAAUCCCCAGCAGUCAAAUUGCAAUCACUUUGGACAAUCAGCUGGUCGUUUUGGCGACCACUGCGGUGGACGCUGGACGUUACCAUGUGGAGGCCGUGAACGAGAUGACAGGAGAGAAUGUGACAAGUCCUGCUGUCUACUUGAGCAUCUCAGUUGGCAAGAAGAACCGCGGGUCAACAGAUCCUGAAUCAGAGCUUGUGGCUCCGGCGAUUGUGAUUGGACCUAAAGACACAACGGUGGUGGCAGGCAGCGAGGCGACACUGGAGUGCAUUGCUAAUGCCAGACCGAUUGACAGCCUUGUGGUAUCAUGGAAACGUGAGGGGCGUCGUCUGGCCAGUGGGCGUCGGCUCAUUAUUCCUGCCCCCACCUCUUCUGACACAGGAUUAUAUGUUUGUGAAGCGUUGCUUAGCAACAGCACUGCCAAACCUGUGGAGGCAAGGGCACACCUCACUGUAAUGGAGCCUCCAUCUCUGACUGCUCAACCUAAGAGGAAGAUUGUGGCUGACCUCGACAGGAAUGUAGAUAUUCCCUGCCUGGCUACAGGCGUGCCCCAGCCCAGGAUAGAGUGGUAUAAAGACACGGUGCCUCUCUCCAAACUGGCCAACCCUCGCUACAAGGUGAACGCAGCGGCCGGGCUGACGGUGCGCCGGGUGCAGCCAGGAGACGGAGGAAUAUUCCAGUGCUUCGCUCGCAAUGCUGCUGGAGAGACUCAGGCACACGCACAACUCCUUGUCUCUAGUGUUGCCCCCACAUUUACAUUCCCACCAUCUGACCAAACAGUAACUGACGGGAACACGGCCAUGUUUAUGUGCCAGACGAGCGGAGCUCCGAAACCUGCCAUCACAUGGAGGAAAGGAUCUCAGGUCUUAGCUAGCGGCUCCGUCCAGGUUCCUGGGUUCACACUGUUGCAGUCAGGUGGUUUGCUGAUUCAGCCAAUCAGCUCCCAGGACUCAGGAGAAUACACAUGCAUCGCCUCCAACUCCGAGGGAAGCAUCAACGCCACCUCUUCGCUCACCGUCUGGAGUCGUACAGUCAUUUCUGUGCCGCCAUCAGACCAGCGAGUUAUCAAAGGAACCACUGCUAUACUGGACUGUAAUGCCACACACGACCCCAGGGUCAAUAUCAGCUUCAAGUGGGAUCGAGGUGGGGUGCUGGUCCGGCCCACCAGUGGCGGCCGUGUGUCCAUGCGCCAGGGCUCCCUCACUAUUGGCCAGACGUGGUCAGGUGACAUUGGGGAUUAUACCUGCACCGUGACAUCAAAGGCUGGCAAUGAUUCUCGCUCCGCACGCCUCGAAGUCAUUGAGCUGCCACACUCUCCUCGCUCCCUGACGGCUCGUCUCAAUGACUCUGACUCCCGCUCCGUCCUCCUGUCCUGGCUCCGCCCUUUUGAUGGGAACUCCCCACUUCUCUACUACCUACUGGAGCUCUCAGAGAACAACUCGCCAUGGAAGGUCUACCUAUCAGAAGUCGAUCCCGUGGUGUCCGAGGUAUCAGUAGGCGGGCUCACACCUGCCAGGACCUAUCAGUUCAGGCUUUGUGCUGUCAAUCAAGUGGGCAGGGGUCAGUACAGCGCCGAGACACACAGAUUGAUGCUGAGAGAGGAGGCACCAAGCGCUCCUCCAAAGAAUAUUGUGGCCAGUGGGCGGACAAACCAGUCCAUCAUGGUCCAGUGGCAGCCUCCGCCAGAACCCCAGCUCAAUGGAGUCCUCCGAGGAUAUGUGCUGAGGUACCGUCUGGCAGGGCUGCCAGGGGACUACCAGGAGAAGAACAUUAGCAGCCCAGAGACCAACUACUGUCUGUUGAAAGAUCUGAUCAUCUGGACACAAUACCAGAUCCAGGUGGCUGCCUUCACUGGAGCCGGCCUGGGCGUCUACAGCAGCCCUGUCACUGAGUACACUCUGCAGGGAGUUCCCACAGCACCUCCGCAGGAAGUGGAAGUUUUAGCUAUCAACUCGACUACCAUCCGCUUCACAUGGAACCCCCCGCCUCAGCAGUUUAUUAAUGGCAUCAACCAGGGAUACAAGGUGACACUGCAUUGUGUUGUGUGUAUGUUAGAACACUGUGUGCAAUUUAAAAAAAAAAACUGUUCAAACAAUCUUGUAACAAUCAAAAUUAUUUGUUAUAUGUGUGGGAUCACCUGUAUUGAAUGAGAAAUUAAA